Messenger RNA from Penicillium coprophilum, 441 nucleotides. RefSeq lists its product as uncharacterized. Lineage: Eukaryota; Fungi; Ascomycota; Eurotiomycetes; Eurotiales; Aspergillaceae. Bases 1 to 441 code for a protein of 146 amino acids. The transcript is spliced from 2 exons. The record is from RefSeq and is a predicted model, not a curated record.
AUGCGUGAUCUGGGUAGUGAUGGGUACAUUGGAUCUAUUGACCAUGGACCUGUUGCUGAUCAUUGUCUAUUGACCUCUGUUGAUAAGGGUCCCUUUCAAUCCAAGGAGGAUUUUAAUACCGCCCUUCUGGAGAUUUAUCAGAGAGCAGCGCCAAAACAUCAUACUGGAAGUUGUCCGAGCGGAAUGCUUCCUACAUCCCACAGUAUUGUUUUCGCACAUGGUGAUCUCCGGCCUCAGAAUAUCAUGGUUAAAAAUGGUUAUGUGGUGGCGAUUAUUGACUGGGAGCUUAGUGGCUGGUAUCCUGAAUACUGGGAAUUUGCCAAAACUCUUCUCAUUUGGGGUUGUCAGAAUGAUUGGACGGAGUAUGUGGUCCGGAUUCUUCAGCCGUAUCAUGCGCAAUAUUUCAUGCAUCAGUUCUUGAUGGAGAAGUUGUUGAUUUAG